AUGCGGAUGCUUUUGAAUGUGCAAAGAGGUUGUACCAGUUUUCGAAGUAUAAGAACCGUGAAUGGUGUUACUUAUGAUACAUUUCAAGAGGCAUGUUCCGCCAUGGGAUUCUUGAUAGAUGACAAGGAGUAUGUUUUUGCUAUUAAGGAAGUCGCCGAGUUAGUGUCAGCUGCACAGUUAAGGAGGCUUUUUGUGGUGUUGCUGCUAUCUGGUUCCAUGGGAAGACCUCCGUCAGUUUGGGAGCAAACUUGGACUUAUUUGUCGGAUGAUAUUCUUUACCACAGAAGACAUGAGCUGCAAUAUCCUGAUCUAACUAUGAGUCAGGACGAGUUGCAAACAUUUUGUUUGUUGGAGAUUGAGAGACUAUUGCAGAGUAAUGGAAAAUCAUUGAGAAAUUAUGCUGGCAUGUUGGUUCCUAAUAACUCUUUAGUCUCUCAAUUUAGCAAUUUGAUGCUGCUGCGUGAGUUGCAGUAUGAUUCUGUUUCUUUGUCUCAUGAGCACGAUGCAAAUAUCUUAAAGUUAAAUGAAGAACAGAGGGUGGUCUAUGAUAAAAUUAUUGACUGUGUUUCGAAUAAGAGGGAUGGAUUCUUUUUUGUGUACGGUGGUAUUGCUUCUCUGUUGUUACCUGGUGGUAAGACGGCGCAUUCUAUGUUCAAUAUUCCUGUUGACCUGACUGAAGACACUGUUUGCCGGAUUAAGAAGGAUAGUCCAAAAGCUGAGUUAUUUCGAUUGGCCGAUUUGAUUAUUUGGGAUGAGGCACCGAUGACUAACAAAUUAGAAUUUGAAGCGCUCGAUAGGACGUUGUGUGAUAUAAUGGUUUCGGUCUCUGAUAGGAAUAAAGAUUUACCUUUUGGUGGGAAGGUGGUCGUUCUGGGUGGUGAUUUCAGGCAGGUCUUGCCAGUUAUUCCAAAAGGUUCGCGUGCUGAGAUUGUCAUGGCUUUCAUAAAUUCUUCUGUCGUUUGGAAAUAUUGCGAAGUUUUGCAAUUGACAAAAAAUAUGAGGUUAGCAAUCGGAUCGGAACAAUCAACUGCUCAGGAGUUAAGGUCGUUUUCAGAUUGGAUACUUCAAAUCGGUGAAGGUCCAUGUGGAACAGUGGUCAACGAUAGACUUUUUGUUGAUAUUCCUUCUGAUCUAAUCAUUCCUGUCUUGGAAAAUCCAGUGGAAGAUAUUGUAAAUACAAUCUAUCCGAAUUUGGUUCAGAAUUUUCGUGAUCCAAGUUUUUUCCAAGAUAGGGCAAUACUCGCUUCGACUGUCGACAAUGUUGAAGAGAUAAACAAUUAUAUAGUUGACUUGUUGCCCGGUGAGGAGAAAAAUUAUCUCAGUGCUGAUUCGAUAUGUGGUAGUGAUGCCUAUUCUGAUGUUGAUGUUGAUUGGAUAACUGUUGAAUUCUUGAAUCAGAUUAGGUGUUCUGGUCUACCUAAUCAUUCGUUGAAGUUGAAAAUAGGCGUGCCUAUUAUUUUGUUGAGGAAUAUUGAUUCGGCUGGGGGUUUGUGUAAUGGGACUCGACUUGUUGUGCGAGAUCUAGGGACAAAUGUGAUCGGUGCUGAUAUUGUUUCUGGUAGCAAUGUUGGGGAUAAAGUUUUUAUCACCAGAAUGAAUAUGAUUCCCAGUGAUAUGGUUAUACCGUUUAAAUUCCAACGCCGUCAAUUUCCGGUUUCUCUGUCGUUUGCGAUGACAAUCAACAAAAGCCAGGGUCAGACAUUAUCAACAGUCGGAAAUAUUUUGUAUUAG
Molecule: messenger RNA, 1731 nt
Organism: Arachis ipaensis
Lineage: Eukaryota; Viridiplantae; Streptophyta; Magnoliopsida; Fabales; Fabaceae
Source: RefSeq, a predicted model, not a curated record